AUGGAGUCUCCCAAUGCAACCCCACGCCUACGAGGCCCUACACCAGGCACCACAACCGGUCGGAAGCGAAAAGCAGAUAAUGAGCUCUCUGACAACACGCAUACUGUUCGUGGGCGCCAACGAAAGCAAGCCCUCGAGGCGAAAGGAGCUCUUUAUGCACAACUUGAUCGUGAGAAGCGCAAUGACAAUCAAGCGAUCAAUCGAGCCAAAAAGAGGCUUGUCGAUUCUACAGGAUAUCAACAAGCCACGCCUGCUGAUCAACGAGCCAUGAAAAAGAAGCUUGAAGAUGAUGUUCUACGCGAACGAUAUCAAAACAAUCGAGGCGCUCAAUGGUUUACGGAACACCAUGGCUACGAAUUAGAUCCUUCCAAUGACUGGGAAGAUGUCAUGGACAAGGAUGAUACAACUGGUGAUCGUGAUGACCUUGAAAAUUCUCCUAAAGCAGUCUCCGAAAAUCGAGCUUUGAAGGAAAUGGCCGUCGCGAAUUCAAUGCAUCCUGAUCAUCUAAUCGCUAUGGUCUCUAAACUCAAGCCGAUCUUUUUAUCGCUUCUCAAGAAAUACAUUCCCAGCUAUAUGCAUCAAAAUGUGUUUCGUGGUUUGCAUAGUGGACAACCCGUUGUCAAAAAGAGAGGAGUCAAGCCAGUCUUAUUCAUUCGUUAUCGCUACCGAGAUCGCUUCAAUGAGGCGAUCGAAAAUCAUACCAGUCAAGCCUAUAUCGAGUUUGGAGAUAAGAAUGGGGCUAUGAUAUUUCGUUUCUGGCGAGAAUUUUGGUUUAUUGUUGCUCGAGAGGCUUUGAAAAAGGAAGAAAAGACUAGAACAAAAGUCCCCGAUCUUCCUCCUUACAAAUACUAUUCAUCCCAGCAAAUCUCUAUGUUUAAAGCAUUUGUCGCAGCUGAUUCUCGCAACUGGUAUGAUCUCCCUGGCCCAGCGGAUUGGUGGCUGGACUCGUACGAUUUUGGAAAACAUGGAUGGGAUAUUGAUAUUGGCAAAGUUUCCGGCUACAAAUUAGCUUAUGAGUAUUUCAAUGAAUACUCUGCGGUCAAUAUUCCAAAGAAGUUCGAACAAAUGAGAUGGGAUCCUGCCGAAUUCUAUCUAGCAGUCUGA
This is a messenger RNA of Talaromyces marneffei, 1104 nucleotides long. RefSeq lists its product as uncharacterized. The transcript has 3 exons. The record is from RefSeq and is a predicted model, not a curated record. Bases 1 to 1104 code for a protein of 367 amino acids. Lineage: Eukaryota; Fungi; Ascomycota; Eurotiomycetes; Eurotiales; Trichocomaceae.